This is a messenger RNA of Henningerozyma blattae CBS 6284, 1914 nucleotides long. Its product is annotated as sugar porter family MFS transporter. The record is from RefSeq and is a predicted model, not a curated record. Lineage: Eukaryota; Fungi; Ascomycota; Saccharomycetes; Saccharomycetales; Saccharomycetaceae. The transcript has a single exon. Gene Ontology annotation, molecular function: carbohydrate:proton symporter activity. Gene Ontology annotation, cellular component: plasma membrane. Bases 1 to 1914 code for a protein of 637 amino acids. Gene Ontology annotation, biological process: transmembrane transport; carbohydrate transport.
AUGUCUGAUAUUGAACAAGAAAGGGCAUCAACUGCUGUUGAUGUCUCUAGAAAAAGUGAUAACAAAAUAAGUAAUGACUCUGUUUCACUUCUCUCUACUCCUUCAAACAAAGAAUUAGAAGAAGAAAAAGGUGAUCUACAACGUCCAUCGGAAGAUGAAACACCUGCUUCUGUAUCACCUUUAGUACCAUCUGGUAUUAAUUGGGGUAUUUGUAUCUUAUGUUUGAUGGUUGCUUUUGGUGGUUACAUUUCCGGUUGGGAUUCUGGUACCAUUGGUGGGUUCGAAGCUCACACCGAUUUCUUAGCUAGAUUUGGUUCUACAAGUGGUGAAGGUAAGCGUUAUUUAUCAAAGGUUAGAACCGGUUUGUUGACCUCAAUGUUCAACGUUGGUCAAGCUAUUGGUUCCUUCUUCUUAGGUCGUUUGGGUGAUAUCUAUGGUCGUCGUAUUGGUUUAAUCGUUGCAUCCGUUAUUUUUAUCAUUGGUACUGUCAUUCAAAUAGCUUCUGUCAAGGCCUGGUACCAAUAUAUGAUUGGUAGAAUUAUCGCAGGUUUAGGUUGUGGUUUGAUUGCUAUUUUGUCGCCUAUGUUGAUUUCUGAAGUAUCUCCAAAGAAUAUGAGAGGAGCUAUGGUUUCUUGUUAUCAAUUGAUGAUUACACUAGGUAUCUUCUUGGGUUACUGUACUAAUUAUGGUACUAAGAAAUAUCACAAUUCUCGUCAAUGGAGAAUUCCAUUAGGCUUACAAUUUGCCUGGUGCCUAUUUAUGAUUGGUGCAAUGUUAUUCGUUCCAGAAUCACCAAGAUUCUUAAUUGAAAAGGGACGUAUUGAAGAAGCUAAACGUUCAAUUGCCAAAUCUAAUGCUGUAUCUGCAGAAGAUCCAGUUACUAUCUAUGAACUUGAUGAAAUUCAAGCUGCUGUUGAAAAGGAAAGAUUCGUAGGUACUGCUUCUUGGAAGGACUUGUUAGAUACCCAACAUAAGAUAUUACAAAGAGUUGUCAUGGGUAUUAUGAUUUUAGCCCUACAACAAUUAACUGGUUGUAACUAUUUUUUCUAUUAUGGUACUACUAUUUUUAAGGCAGUUGGUUUAGAAGAUGGGUUCGAGACUGCUAUUGUUUUCGGUGUAGUCAAUUUCUUCUCUACAUUUUGUGCUUUGUUCUUAGUCGAUAGAUUUGGUAGAAGAACUUGUUUAUUGUGGGGUGCUGCUGGUAUGACUUGUUGUAUGGUUGUUUUCGCCUCUGUUGGUGUUACUAGAUUAUGGCCACAUGGCAAAAAGGCAGGUAUUGUUUCUAAAGGUGCUGGUAACUGUAUGAUUGUAUUUAGUUGUUUUUUCAUUUUCUGUUUUGCAACUUCUUGGGCCCCAAUUGCUUUCGUUAUUAUAUCUGAAUCUUUCCCAUUGAGGGUCAAGGCUAAGGGUAUGGCGCUAGCAACUGUAUCUAACCAAAUGUGGAACUUCUGUAUUGGUUUCUUCACUCCGUUCAUCUCAGGGUCUAUUAACUUUGCCUACGGUUACGUUUUCAUGGGCUGUUUAGUUUUUGCUUGGUUCUACGUUUUCUUCUUUGUUCCAGAAACUAAAGGUUUAGUUUUAGAAGAAGUAGAUGUUAUGUGGCAAGAAGGUGUCUUACCAUGGAAAUCUGCUGAAUGGGUUCCACCAUCUCAAAGAAAUGCUGAUUACGAUGCUGAUGUCCUCGCUAAUGAUGACCAACCAGUUUGGAAAAGAAUAUUUGGAAAGACAAAUAUUGACAAAAAUAUGGUGAAUAAGAAAGCUAAUGAAAAAACUGAAGCCGAAAUUAACGAUGAAAUUGAAGCUGAAAUUAAUGAUAAGACUGAAUCGGAAAUCAACACCGAAAAAGAAUCCAUUGUUCCAUCAGUUCCAGAAUCUACCAGAGAAUCUGUUUUAGAAUCUAACCCUAAAGCUUAA